Molecule: messenger RNA, 1022 nt
Organism: Mizuhopecten yessoensis (Yesso scallop)
Lineage: Eukaryota; Metazoa; Mollusca; Bivalvia; Pectinida; Pectinidae
Product: 28S ribosomal protein S14, mitochondrial-like
Exons: 3
Coding region: 203-628 (141 amino acids)
Biological process (GO): translation
Cellular component (GO): mitochondrial small ribosomal subunit; ribosome
Molecular function (GO): structural constituent of ribosome
Source: RefSeq, a predicted model, not a curated record
UCUCUUACAAAUAUAUAAGUGUAGCUUUGAAAUGAAAGGAAAGUAAGCGAUUUCGGAACUAGAAAUUACAUGUUGCCUAUCAUUUUGAGUUUACAACACCAGAAGGAUUUUGUAACUAAUCUAAUAUCCUAUUGACAUGUUUCAUUUGGCGUAAUUACAAGCCGAAAAAAUCACCAUUUUGUGUAAAAAAAGUUUGUUUGCAAUGCAAGCCGUUGCAACAUCAAUGCGAAGUUUGGCAAGGCCGUUUUUGAAGGUACUAAACUUUCCUAAUACAACAUUACCCGUUGAACAGCGGUCAUUUCAUACAGCUCAGGUGCAGCUCCGGUAUGUCGACUGGAAAAUGAAACGUGACGCCAAACGGAGGGAGCUUAUCAAGGAGUAUGGAGCAGAGAGGCUGAGAUAUAAUGCCAUCAAGCGCAACACUAUCCUGCCGUCAAAAUUAAGGGAAAAAGCCGCAGAGGACAUAAGGACACUCCCUCUGGAUAGCUCUAUAACUCGUGUACACAAGCGCUGUAUUAUAUCAUCACGACCUAGGGGAAACCUGAACAGAUUCCGAAUGAGUAGAAUUGUAUGGAGGAAGUUAGCAGACUAUAACAAAUUGUCUGGCGUGACUCGAUCUUCAUGGUGAAGGCUUGUGUGGCUUGUUUCUAUGACGGUGAAUUUAAACCUCAAGAUCGGUUGAUUCCACGGAAUAAUCUUCAUAUCAACAUAUUGUGGUCCAACACAAUAUAGAGUGUAUCGUAAAGAGACUUUAUUGAGAGGAUUUCCAUACAGGCAUGACUCUAUUUGUUCACACAAGAUAAUUUAUGUGUAGAUAUUUUUGUGAAAAGGGACAAACAAGAAUAUAUUAGUGAAAUAUUCUACAUUUGAGGCUGAUUUUUUUUCAUACUGUUUGAAUGUAUACAAGAAUUGAAUGUUUAUAAUAUAGUUUCAUUGUCACCUAGUUUGAUAGGGGAAUGAAAGUGUAUGCCAUUAUUUUGAUUUACCUUUGCAUUUAAUUGAAUAAAUAGUGCUGAUUCAAA